AUGGACAGUCUGCGCGGGAUGAAGCAGAAACUAUUCGCUCUUCUCUCCUACACCAGCACUUUUAUCUACAACGACAAAAUGCACGAAUUCAAGCGGGAACUCUUUCGUGACCUCCCCCGGUUUCAGAGCGACGACGGCCCGCUGCGCCUGCUGGAGAUCGGAUGCGGGAGUGGGGCAAACUUCCAGUACUACCCGGGGGGCUGCGUGGUGGUCUGCAGCGACCCCAACGCGCACUUCGAGGAGUAUUUACGCAGGAGCAUGGAGGAGAGCGCGCACCUGAGCUACGGCCCGGUGCUGGUGGAGUCUGCGGAGAGGCUGGGGCCGGUCCAGGACGCCUCCGUGGACGUGGUGGUCAGUACGCUGGUGUUGUGCUCCGUGCGUGACGUGCGUAAAGUGCUGCUGGAGGUGCGACGCGUGCUCCGGCCUGGAGGGGCCCUGUUCUUCCUGGAGCAUGUGGUCUCCUCACAGGGGUCCUGGCUGUACUGGCUGCAGGUGCUGGUGGAUCCUCUCUGGUCACGGUUGGGGGAUGGAUGUCAUGUGACCCGGGACACGGGCACCGAGCUGCAGAGCGCGGGCUUCUCCCACCUCCAACUGAAGAACCUCAGCGAGCCCAAACUGUCAGCGGUCAUUAGGCCUCACAUCAUGGGCUUCUGCAUCAAGUGA
Messenger RNA from Knipowitschia caucasica, 663 nucleotides. Lineage: Eukaryota; Metazoa; Chordata; Actinopteri; Gobiiformes; Gobiidae. The record is from the annotation of a GenBank genome assembly.